UUAAUACAAAAUCUAAAAAACAUUUUCAAAUGAAAUGUAUUUCUCAAUAUUAUUGGCACUCUUAACAUGGCAUCUAUUUGGUAGAUAUCCAGCAAUAGCAGCUGUUAAGGUCAACAAAGACGAAACUUGUCCCUAUCAGAAUACCGUAAAUUUAACCAAUAAACUAAAAUACGAAAAUGGAUCUUAUUUGUAUCAAGGCAUUUUAAUACCUUCCGAAAAACAACAUAACUAUGAUUAUGAUAUAAAAUUUCCCAAAACCAAGAAACCGGUUUCGACUCAUCUAAGAGGUUGUGUUUGUGAGCACCGACCCUGCAUGAAAUUGUGCUGCGAACCGGAUGAGUAUCUAGAUGAUAAACAGAAUACCAGUAAGUGUGAAAAAUUAACAUCGGAAAUGAAAGUGUCUUGGGAAUUGCCCAUACUACUAAAAGGUGAUAUAACUAAAGUGGUAAAUAUUUUCAAACAUUUUACCACUCAAGUUGGUUUGCCCUGUCCGGAGCCGGAGGCACUAGUUAUAGAGCUAGAUAAAUGGAAGUUGAAGGAGAAUGGCAUCCUUUAUAUUCCUUAUGGCAAUUCAAAUUUCGACACAUUGGAUUAUUGUUAUUCACCACUGCUAAACGAAACAUCUAUGGAAUAUAUAUUAACACCAUUCAUAUGUCCAGUUAAAAAUUCUUGUACUUUGAAGCAACGAAUAAAUUCAUAUGCAAUGGCUGUCUCAGUAAUAUUUCUAAUACCCACCAUACUGGUGUAUUUAGUGUUAAAGGAACUGAGGGGAAAUCUGCGUGGUAAACUUUUGAUUUGUCAUCUUUUGUCCUUGACCAUAGGUUAUAUCAUUAUUGCGCUUAUAAAUAUAUCCGGUUUGCAAUUCGAUGUUAAAGGCUGCAAUUUUUUGGGUUAUACUUGUUACUUUUUCUUAUUGGCUGCCUUUUUGUGGCUUAACGUUUUAUGUUACGACAUUUGGAAAAAUUUCGAAGAAACCAAUAUUCAGCUGAACUCCAGAAAGAGUCGCAAGCUAUUUAUUAUUUAUUCGCUGUAUGUGUGGUUGACAGCUGGCUUGGCAACGGUUGUAUGUGUGUUGGUGGAACUGUCACCGAGGAUAGAUAAUAUAUAUAAGCCUGGUAUUGGUAAUCAAGUAUGUUGGUUGGAUACUAAAAGAUGGUCUGCCGCAAUUUAUUUUUAUGGGCCCACUCUGGUCAUUUUAUUUUUUAAUUUCCUAACAUUUGUACAUUUAACGGCAAAAAUCUUUAAAAUACGAACCGAUGUGGCCAGAAUGACACACAGAGAGAAAUUCUUUCAAGAAAAUGCAAUUGUAAUUUUCCGUUUGUACCUAAUUAUGGGCAUUUCCUGGCUUUUCGAUGUUUUGUCAUACUGUAUGCGUAAUAAACAGGAAUGGGACUUUUUAUUUGUACUUUUGGAUUUUGUUAAUGCCAUUCAAGGGCUAUUAAUAUUUUCGCUGUUUGUCUUGAAACGGAAUGUUUUGAAUCUAUUGAAAAACAGAUUUGUUAAGUCUCAUGUUGCUAAACCGAGAAUAACUAUUUCUACAUCUACCACAAAUUUUUCCAAACAACAAAGUUAUAAGUCCGAGAAAGCAGUAGUAAAGUCGCCUUAGAUCUAAAAAUUAGUUGUUAAAUUGCAUCAAAUUUGUAUAACA
Molecule: messenger RNA, 1648 nt
Organism: Calliphora vicina (urban bluebottle blowfly)
Lineage: Eukaryota; Metazoa; Arthropoda; Insecta; Diptera; Calliphoridae
Product: G-protein coupled receptor Mth2-like
Exons: 7
Coding region: 35-1606 (523 amino acids)
Biological process (GO): G protein-coupled receptor signaling pathway; cell surface receptor signaling pathway
Cellular component (GO): membrane
Molecular function (GO): G protein-coupled receptor activity
Source: RefSeq, a predicted model, not a curated record